CAAAUUCUGCUUGCCCUAGCUCACUCAGUGUGGGACCCAAGUACUGAGCAAUGGUAAUAAAAUGUAACUCUUUUGCUCAGGGAAUUGCGGGAGCACGGAGGCCUACCCCAGCCUGGUCUUAGGCUCCUGAAGAGAUGAGCUGGUGAGCAGGGUGAGGUGGGGAUUUGAGAGAAAGGCAGUGCUCUGGGCAUAGCAGGCUCCCUGGGGUCUUGAGGAAGGGGUGAGGGAGGGGAAGGUCCUGUUUGCUCUGUUUAUGGGAAAUGAUAUUCCUGUAGACAUCCAGGGAGGCAGUGUGAAGGCUGCUGAGUAUAUAGUUCUGGGUUCAGGAGAAGGGUCAUGGUUAACGAUUCAUGAAUGGACAGAUAGUGGGACUGAAGGACACCUACCAGAAAAGGGGCAACUCCAAGAAGAAAGAGGAAAACCAGGGAGUUUGGAGGCCAGGAGAUACUCACUGGGGUAAGAAAGGCUGCUGACUGAUGAUCAGUCAAGACUGAGGGUUGCUAAGUCAGUAACAGGGAGCUUCCAGGUGGGGGCAGCCCAGAGCUAUACCACAGGAGGGAGUGGGCAGUGAAGCAGUGGUGCACACCCCGGUUGGGGGUAUCUACUGCAGGCUCUGUCACUGCAGGCUCUAUCACAGAGGCUGAGGCCUGGAGACCCUGAGUUCCAGGAAGAGAGAGCUGAGAGCUGGCAGCAGAGUUAGGCAGGGACUGGGCUCUAAGGUUCCAGGGUGCCUCUCUGCCCACCUUGGUCUUAGGUCAAAGGCUUUGCUGGACGACCUCUUCCAGAAGCUUCCCCAAGCUUUACCAAUCCCUGCUAGCCCAAUCUGGUCAGCAGUGACACAGGCACAGUCAUUUCUAUGUGCAGGAGUCUCAAAACUGGAUCUGCGACUGAACUCAGGCCAAUAAGCUCCUGGGGAGACAGGGCUGCAGUGCUUGCCUGGGAAGUUAGUACAGACAGUUAGGGUUGACCUGCAUCCUGUAUCCCAAUGGGGAGAGGUGGGGGCACAGAGGAUUCCUGGACUAAAUUCCAAAAGAUUUGGGGAAGUACUUUCCUCCUGGGCCUAAAAAUCCCAUCUGGGCAUAAGUAAUCAGAGCUGUUGUAAGAAGUGGAGGAGCGGUUUUGUCUGUUCAACCGUCCUCCCUCCUCAAUUUACUGGGUGGCAGGCGCGGGCAUUCCGUGAGGGUGAGGGUUACCAGAGACAUUGAUACUUCCCAGCCUUCAGAAAGGCGGUAUUGGGGAAUCUGAGCUAGCACGAAGCCCAAGUCUUCCCAGCAAGAAUCACCCAUGAGGAUCCUCUCAGGGAACUCUUACUUGGAAUUCCCGGCGCGGCGCCGGGGCGGAGCUGAGCUCCAGAUGUCCCGGCGCGCACAGCUGGAGGGUCACGUGGCACGGCCUCAGCCCCCUUCCUGCCAACGCUGCAUUUGGCCCAGGCCCUGUCCAUGGCCGCCCUUGGGACCCUGCGCUGAGCCCGAGGCUCCAGCGUCUGGGGGACCACGCCGCUCCCAAGACUGCUAGUCCCAGCUGUGCGAGGCGGAGGUGCUACCAAGGGGGAUGAACGGCCUGUAGCUGAAGGCCCCCCCAGGGCGUGGCCUGCACCCUCCUCUCGGGGAGGCGGGGCUGGGAACCCCUGACCGCCACCACUUCCAUCUGGGGUGCAGACGACCCUUCAACCCUUUGAAGAGAGGGCAGGCGUCAGCCACCCGGUCAUGAGGAGGAGGCUGCGCCUACGCCGGGACGCGUCACUCACGCUGCUCCUCAGCGCCGCCCUUGGCAUCCUACUGUAUGCGCAGCGCGACGGCGCGGCCCCGACCACGAGUACACCACAAGUGCGAGAGCAGUCGGCACUGAGGCCCACCCCGGGUCUCCGAGCAUUCCAGGUACUGGAUACUGGCGCAGCCCCACCGGCCUACGAAGGGGACACACCACCCUCGCCCACUCCCACGGGCCCCUUUGAUUUCCGCCGCUACCUGCGGGCCAAGGACCAAAGGCGCUUUCCGCUCCUCAUUAACCAGCCACACAAGUGCCGUGGUGACGGUGCACCUGGUGGUCGACCUGACCUGCUCAUAGCUGUCAAGUCUGUGGCGGCUGACUUCGAGAGGCGCCAAGCCGUGCGCCAGACAUGGGGUGCUGAGGGUCGCGUGCAAGGGGCACUUGUGCGCCGUGUGUUCCUGCUGGGGGUGCCCAGGAGCGCAAGCACUGCCAGGACUGACACGGAGGGGGUGGGCACACAGACACACUGGCGUGCACUGCUGCAUGCUGAGAGCCAUGCAUACUCGGACAUCCUGCUCUGGGCCUUCGAUGACACUUUUUUCAAUUUAACGCUCAAGGAGAUCCACUUUCUGACCUGGGCCUCAGCCUUUUGCCCCAGUGUGCGUUUUGUUUUUAAGGGUGAUGCUGAUGUGUUUGUGCAUGUGGGGAACCUGCUGGAUUUCUUAGCACCCCGGGAUCCUGCGCAGGACUUGCUUGCAGGUGACGUAAUUGUGCAGGCGAGGCCAAUCCGUGCUAGGGCCAGCAAGUACUACAUCCCAGAGGCUGUGUAUGGUCUGCCUGCCUACCCAGCCUACGCAGGAGGUGGUGGUUUUGUUCUUUCUGGAGUCACUCUGCGCCGCCUGGCAAGUGCCUGUGCACAGGUUGAGCUCUUUCCCAUUGAUGACGUCUUUCUGGGCAUGUGUCUGCAGCGCCUGCGGCUCACACCUGAGCCUCACCCAGCUUUCCGUACCUUUGGCAUCUCCCAGCCUUCGGCAGCACCGCACCUGAGCACCUUCGACCCCUGCUUCUAUCGUGAACUGGUUGUAGUACAUGGGCUCUCAGCUGCUGACAUCUGGCUUAUGUGGAGCCUGCUGCAUGGGCCGCAUGGGCCAGUCUGUGCACAUAGGCAGCCCAUUGCUGCAGGCCCCUUCCAAUGGAACUCUUAGUCACCCAUCACAGUGCCAAACUUCCUUUAGCCCCAGGAUGGAACAAGAGAGAGCUUGAAGGGGUUUCCCGUGUGGAUUAUUAAGGUGUAGGUUGCUCUUCCCUAGAUUACCUGUGCCUGCCUCCUCAGGGUUCCAGGGUCCUGUAAUUGUCUAGCAUUUCCUGCUGGCUCACACUACAGUGGAGAAGGUCUGAAAAACAGUGUAAUGGUGACCCAUGAGAGAGCUAUGGCUGGGGUGAUGGAAGACCAUGUCUUGCCCAGGCAGCCCCAGAGCAACGGACAUAUUUAAUCAUCCUAGUGGCACAUAGGUGUGUGUUCAGGUGAGGGCUUGGUUUUGAACUCCCAGGAUGAUGAAGACAUAUAAGCAGUUCCUCAAGGCCAGGCCCCAUAGCCUUCAUGGACCUGACAGAUUCUGACAUAACACAAUCUGAAAGUAGAUAUUUUGCUUUUUACCUGCUCCUCCAAUUGGAUUCCCAACCCUAUCUAUACCUUUAGCUCUUUCCCAUCUCAGGUCUGCUUUCCUGGGCCAACUCCAUCAGGGCCCAGGUCUACCUGGUACACCAGGGAUGGAGCCACAUCAGGGACAAUUGUGUCAUGUGUUCCUACUUAAAAGUCUUUCCCCAUCUCUUAUACCCAUAAAACUAUGUCAAUGUUGAAGGCUGUCCCAUCCCCUUCAGAGGGGCCAAGGAGCCUCUCCUAAGACUUCUCUACUAUAAAUUUUCCUGUAUUCUUCAACCACCACCAUCUUCUUCUUCUUCUUCUUGGUGCUGGGGAUUGAACCCAGGGCCUCGUAUAUGCAAGGCAAGCACUCUACCAACUGAGCUACAUCCCCAGCCAACUACCCCCUUCUUAAAAAAUAAAUACUUCCACACUUGUUUCAGUACAAACAUCCCAGCAACAGCACAUGGCAGGCUGCUGCUGAGGGCACAGGUGCUUUAUUGGAGAAGGGAUGUGGACGGGGGAUGAGGAAGGUUCCCCCAUUCCAAGAGGAUGGGAACAAUUCUGGCUACCCCUGACAGUAAGAUGUGCAGGGUCUCUGGCCAGACUACCAUCCAAAUGGGAAGACAUUAGUCAGUUACAAAGUCAAAGUCAAGGGAGUGCCACAUAAGCCUAACUGUAGGCCUAGGAACCAUAGAGGCACCUGGGGUGGAUCCCCUGCACAUUCAUCAUGAACUAUACAGGAUGAGGCUAUACAUGAGUUAAUUACAAAAAAGUCAUAUUUACAAAAAUCUGUACACACAUUUGAAAAACUCACAAAAUUUUCAUCUAUGUAUCACAAGUUGCUAGACCAAAAUAUUAAAAAUGGGAUAAAAUUAUACAUUUCUCUUCUUAAUUCUUUCCAAAAAGAUUAAUAAUUUUUAAAGCAUAUAUAUGCUACUUUCCAUUAGCCAGACCCAUGAAGAGACCAAGCAGCCCAACCUCCCUUGAGGCCCCUAGCUUCAAGCCAUGAAUAGCCUGGCCAGAAGACAAUGCCCAGGUUUGGGGCAGGGAGUUGGUCCAUAGUAUGGAACAGAAUGCUAAAACACAACAAAAGAAGGAAGAUGUCUUUGGCUAAAACUUUGGCAUUAAAUAAAAGAGGCAAACAGGAUGGAAACAUGCAGCCCUGCCAGCCAGGCUGGGCAGAACCUUGAAAGCUGGCUCCAAGAGUGAUGGGAACCAGGCCCGAACACAUACCUGGAUGGUAGAAAGCUGUGUUUCAACCACUUGGGUGUGUUUCCUAGGUCUGGUGGGGAAUGGGUGCAAGAAAGGAACCAGGAAGGGUAGGUAGGCCACCAUGGCCACAGCCAGCUCAUCGAUAACUAAAGUGGAUGCAGUGCAAAUGUUGCAACUAAUGGACAUGCUACCUGCUUGCCGUAAGGGUCACAUGGAAAUGUGGGGCCAAAAGCAGGACUUUGUCCUCAUCCUGGGUGCCUAUGUCUCCAGCCACAGAAAGAGCCCUAAGUUUUCCCAAUGUGUGUGGGACAGGGGCUGAUGUGUCUGGCUUCCUUACAUGUUAGAGAGCUUCUGUGUCCAGAUAUCAAGGAUCAAAGUUUGUGCUUCUCUUUGCAGUCUGUGUUCCCUGCUGGCAGCAGCAGGCUUAGGACGGACAGAAGAACAUCUGGGCCCUUUAUCUCAUGGCAAAGCACCCAGCCUGAGUCCCACCUCAGAACAUCCCAAGAACCUUUCAACACUGGCAAGGUGUCCAAGAAUACCCACAGGUGGCACAGAGACCCACCGAGCAGGAUACAACACACAGUUCCAUGGGCAGAGGGGCAAGGGUGGUGAUGUCUCUAGGGGAGCUCUGCUGUUCUCAGGUGGGCACCAGGCCGGGGGGGGCCAUACAGGGUCACUGAGGCAAUGUGGUUGUUCUGCAUGACCUGGUGUAAGAAGAGGACAGUGGAUCAAGGGACUGGGGAGAAGGGAUAAAGGCAGAUCCUGUGUGGCAGAGGGGUUGACUGGAGGUUAUACACACAAAGCCUGGGCUUCUUGAUCCCUCAACUUCUCACAGUUCACACUAGGGGACAGGCACUCUGCCUGAGGAUCUGCCUGUUCCUCUUGGAGUACUCAACCUUUACCACACCCACUUGUUUAGUCCUGGAACUGCUAAGGGGCCUGCUAAAGGUAGCACUUCCAAGAAAAAAAAAAAAAAAAAAAAAAAAAGGUUGUCUAUUCUUCCAAGCCAGUGGGGCCCCCAGAGCCAUUUGCCCACAGUACAUUCAUUCACAUGGCCCUCAAGGGUUCCCAACAUGCCCAGGGUUUGUCCCCAUUGCCCCCUUCCCUGUCAUACCUGGCUUCAGUGCAAAUAGAGACCCCUGUAAUCCUUCUCAUUUUGAUGGAAACAGACUGCUUCAGCCUCCAUUAUUCCAAAUUUCUUCAACCUCUACCCUGCUUUGUGAUCCUGGGGAUGGAACCCAGGUCCUUGUACAUACUAGGCAAUUACUCUACCACUGAACAACACCCCAGCUUACCCAAAAUCAUUUUGGAACCCUCACUGUUAAGUGUGGGUAGGUCAAGUAUACAGACGGGUUGCUGAGGAAGAUUAUUCUACCCUCCAUGGCACUAGGCCCUCUCCAGUUUUCCUCAAUCACUUGCCUGUCCUUGCCAUGACCACCAGUGCCUCAGCGGUUUAUUUCUAUAGACUCUAGGACUUACCUCAAAGAUCAUUCGCUGAAGACCAAAGCAGAAUGUGGAGCCAAAUGGGUUAGUGUUGUUUGGGGAGGAGGACCUAAGGCCAGAGAAAGCAGAAUUAGAAGGGCAGACAGAGAACAAGGCCAGCAAGGCAUUCAGUUCCUUUUGGGAUGUGAACUACUGGCCAGUGAUCUCUUGUGGCUUUCAGUGCACAUCUGUCCCAUAUAGGCCCUCAAGAUACUGGGGGUAGGGAUGGCCUGACUCAACUCAGAAUUCUAGACAGCCAAAGAGGGCACAAAAAAUAACUGGAACUGGACAGGGGUGGUGAAAAGUCAGGAGGGCUCCUUCAAGUGGAGCCUUGAGCCUAAGAAGGAGCUGUAGGCAGCAGAGCAGCAAGGAAUGGGGCUUUGGGCUACAGUAGGUAGCAGCUUUGAUAGGACAGAAGAGCCUGGGACAAUCAGUCAAGACCACCUUCCGUUUUGAAUAACUGGUGACUAGAGGGCCUUAGAAGUAUGGUAGGGGGAGGGGCGCUAUACCAGAGGCAAACAUGGAGAUCAGUUGGCCAAGUCCUUAUGUGCAGGGUUGGGUAGUGAGUAUGUUUGGCAACAUCAGAAACCUCUGUAAUUUCUAAAACAACACCCACUGGCAGACUUCCUUGAGCCUCCUGGGCUUCAAGGAGCAAAUGCUGACUCACCUGUGCAGGACAACAGGCUUCUCUACAGGGUGGCCCAGGAGCUCCUGGAUAUUGUCCCACUGCAAGAGGUAUGGGGGGCAGCAAGGGUUAGCAGGGACCUAAACACAUAUGUGACUAAUGACUGGCCUGGAGGACAUGAUCCCAAACUGCUCACAGGAUCAUGUCCAAGGCUUUCUCAAGUUGUAUCAGGUAGGAAAAUAGGAACUCACUUUGCUGUAGGUCGUACAUGUUUCUGUUUGACCAUCUGCAUUUUCUGAAGAGAGAACACAACAGGCAGGCUGGUAACUGGCCCAGUCCACCUGUGGCCCCAGCAAUAGGCAGAAUUCAGACCUAGCUACCUUUUGCCCCAGGGCUGGAGUACACAGGGAGCACAGGCAGGCUGGAGAAUUUUGGAGCUCCAGGAUAGAAAAGGAUGGAGAGGUGAAGGGAGGUUAGCCAGGUAUGAGCUACACCAACUGGUAGGUAGCAUGUGACAGGCACCAAGGAUGGGUUAGGGGCACUGGAUAAUCACCUGCAGAUAGGAAAAUUUCCCCUCCAGAGGCCAGCAAUCCCACAGUAAGAGGAAAAAGCCUUGAGGGCCUCCAGAAGAUUCCAGAUCAAGAACAAUGCAGCUUCCAGAACAAAGGCCCAUCCUAGAGGAGCUGAGAUACCAGCAGAAGCAGGCAGGCAAAGGCUUCACUAAUCUAACCAUUACCACCCUCUCUAUUUGGAUAUUCCCCCUUCUCAGAGUGAAAAAGUGACCCCCAAGUCCCUUCCUUACUCUGGGGGCACUAUCUACUCACCUUUCUUUAUGGCUAGUGGGAUCUUGAACUCACAGCGGUGAUAACUACAGAAAAUGUAGAUAAGGGUAAAGGCUAGGCAUCCUGGGAGGCCCAACCACUCCUGCAUCCCAAUACGGCAUCCCCCCAAAACCAGAAUCAAACACACCUCCCCAAUGCCCUGGCUCUGCAUCCCUGACACAGCAUUCAUGGAGAGAGGCCAGAUUAAGUACUGAAAUCAAACAGAAUAGGGCAUGGCCUUGAGAUCUGAAGAGCCUAUCACCCUGGAUAAGGUACUGAGACUUCUGAUCCUUUUUCUCUAUUUGUAAAAUAGGUACAUAUGGAGAGAAUGUAAAACAGCAAGAAUUCAAGCAGAGGGUUGGGGAUGUAGUACAAUAGUAGAGCACUUGCCUAGCAUGCACAAGACCCUAGGUUCAAUUCCCAGCACUGCCAAAAUAAAUAAGUAAAAAUGAAAAAAUAAAUUAGUGAAUGCUCAAAGUCACAAGUUCUUUGUCCUGGUUUUUGUUUUAUUUUGUUUUUUCCCCAGCCCAAAGCUCACUUAUCAGAGGGGUAGAUACAUAUAAGUGUACUCACAUGUUAAAAUUAUAAUGCCCAGGGUAAUUGGUGUGUAGGACAAAUUUCUUCACUUUGUGUGUAUUUGCAUCAAAGAGGAUAUCCUGGGAUAGAAGAGGGUUUUCUAUUAUUGAGGUAGUGCAAGAGCAUUUCCAAAGACAUGACAUCUUGGAGACUUCCAUUCCACCAAUGGGAUAAUCAUGGGCAGUGGCUUUCUCCCAAAAAGUAAAGGGGACAGCUAAGGCCAAGUAGACUUAACUGGGGAUUUUUUCAGUGGAAGAGGGAGGGCAAAUAGCUGCAGGACUGGUAGGCACAGGGGUUACAGCUACACUGCCUAAGGAGUAAAACACAUAAGGGAGACCUUUUCUACAAAAGCGCCUAAUGAAAAAUCUGAGUGCUGAUUUUGACUCAAAGUCUACCAAGAUGAUUCAGGGGCCAACUAACAGUGGAGGGCCUCAGGGCACCUGGCUAUAAUGAAUGCUAUGACCUGCCAGAACUUCCAGGCUUCUAUUAUGCUCUCUAUGGCAAUCCCUAGAACUAAAGUUCAAGUCACCAGGAGUUGGACCUGAAUUUGAUUUGAAGCAACUGAUUGAACAUUUCCUCUUAUCCUCUCUACCCUUCUCAGCUUCUGCCAGCUGCUCAGGUCUGGGACCCCAGGGUCACCUCCGACUCUACUCUGUACCAGUAGCCAAUAAAAU
Molecule: messenger RNA, 8745 nt
Organism: Sciurus carolinensis (gray squirrel)
Lineage: Eukaryota; Metazoa; Chordata; Mammalia; Rodentia; Sciuridae
Gene: B3gnt9
Product: UDP-GlcNAc:betaGal beta-1,3-N-acetylglucosaminyltransferase 9
Exons: 2
Coding region: 1707-2915 (402 amino acids)
Cellular component (GO): membrane
Molecular function (GO): hexosyltransferase activity
Source: RefSeq, a predicted model, not a curated record